AAGGCUCGUUACAAAUGCUCAGAAUGUGACAAGACUUUUUCUAGACCCUUCAAUCUGCGAUCUCACCGUGCUACACAUCUUGGUGUCAAGCCCUUUCUUUGCACCCAAACUAAUGAGAAGGGUGACACCUGUAGCUGGGCCUUUGCUCGCCGUCAUGAUCUGGAGCGCCACGUGCGCAGCCGCCACUCACAAGGCAAUUUAUUCCAAUGCAAGACCUGUGGACAAAAAUGUACCAGAAGCGAUGCUCUCAAGCGACAU
Messenger RNA from Lobosporangium transversale, 258 nucleotides. RefSeq lists its product as hypothetical. The record is from RefSeq and is a predicted model, not a curated record. The transcript has a single exon. NCBI's taxonomy places the organism in Eukaryota, Fungi, Mortierellomycota, Mortierellomycetes, Mortierellales, Mortierellaceae. Gene Ontology annotation, molecular function: RNA polymerase II cis-regulatory region sequence-specific DNA binding; DNA-binding transcription factor activity, RNA polymerase II-specific. Gene Ontology annotation, biological process: regulation of DNA-templated transcription. The annotation marks the transcript as partial.